GCAUGGUGCAUGUAGCCUUAAGGGCAGGUGCUGCCAUGACCAGUGCCUGGGCGGCUGUUCUGAGCCUGGUAACGCAAGUAGCUGCGUGGCCUGCAGGAACCUCCAGCAUAUGAACACCUGCGUAGAGAAGUGUCCUCCUGGAUACUACGUCUUCAGGGGUUGGCGCUGUGUCAGCUUCUCCUUCUGCCAGCUUGACGUGUUCGCCGUGUGCAGGCCUGUGUCCCAAACUGUGUGUUGGAAAUAAGACGAUCGACUCGGUUACUUCAGCACAGGCUUUGAGAGGCUGCACUGUUCUCCACGGCAACAUGAUCAUCAAGAUUCGAGGAGGAAAUAACAUUGCAGCUGAGCUGGAGGCUAGCUUGGGCCAGCUUGAGGAGAUUACAGGCUACCUCACUGUUCGAAGAGCCUACGCUCUGGUCUCCCUCUCCUUCCUCCGCAAGCUGCGCAUCAUCAGGGGGGAGCAUCUAGAGGCAGAUGUCUACGCCUUCUACGCACUGGACAACCAAAACCUGCGGGAGCUCUGGGACUGGUCCAAGCACAAUCUGACCAUCCAGCAUGGUCGAAUGUUCUUCCACUACAACUCCAAGCUUUGCAUGUCUGAAAUCGAAAAGAUGGAGCAGGUGACGGGAACUAAGGACCGCAACCAAAAGAAUGAUAUCGCUGUGCGCAACAACGGGGACCAAGCCUCCUGUGAGACCAAGCUUCUGAACUUCACCGUCAUCAAAACCUCAUCGAAUAUGAUUAUGUUGAGGUGGGAGGCUUUUUGGCCCUUAGACUUCAGAGACUUGCUGGGCUUUAUGGUUCUCUACAAAGAAGCUCCGUACAGGAAUGUGACAGAGUUCGAUGGACAGGACGCAUGUGGCUCUAACAGCUGGGCGAUCGCUGAUGUUGACCCUCCACCCCGUAACACGGAAAGCAAAAAGGCAGACGAGCCCGGGCAUCUGAUCCGCUCUUUGAACCCCUGGACUCAGUACGCCAUCAUGGUGAAAACCCAGCUGUCUGCGUCUGACGAGCGCCAGGUUCAUGGCGCCAAGAGUGAGAUCAUCUAUGUCCGCACCAACGCCACAAAGCCCUCUGUGCCUCUGGAUCCCAUCUCCUCCUCAAACUCCUCUUCUCAAAUCAUCCUGAAGUGGAAGCCCCCUACCAGCCCCAAUGGCAACAUCACCCACUACCGGGUCAUCUGCCGUAAGCAGCCUGAGGACAGCGACCUCUACAAGUUCGACUACUGUCUCCAAGGAAUGAAGGUGCCGUCGCGCACGCCGACCCACCUGGACAGCGAGGAUGAGCAGAAGUGGAACCACACAGAUGAGCCCACCUCAGGGGGGGGCUGCUGCGCUUGCCCCAAGACAGACAUCCAACUGAAGAAAGAGCAGGAGGAGAUAGAGUACCGGAAGACCUUUGAGAACUACCUCCACAAUGAAGUCUUUGAGAGCAGACCAUCUCGUCGAAGGCGCUCGGUUGGAGUUGCGAACGCCACCCAAAACUCUCUCUUCCUCACCACAAUCGCAAGUCUGCCAUCAUUCGACUCCAGCACAGCCAGCCCUGAAGAUGAAGACCAAGAAGAUGAGGGAUCAAAGGUGGAGCUGAAAGUGAUCUCAAAGGAGACAACGGUCAUCUCCAACCUGCACCACUUCACCAGCUAUAAGAUAGAGAUCAUGGCGUGCAACCAUGCGACGGACUUCAAACGCUGCAGCAUGGCUACUUAUGUCAGUGCUAGGACUAUGCCAGAGGAGAAAGCAGAUGACAUCCCAGGCCCUGUGACCCAUGAGAUAGUGACGGCUGAGCCUCCCUAUGUGAUGAUUAAAUGGAACACACCUAAUUCACCAAACGGCCUCAUCAUCAUGUACGAGGUGUUCUACAGGAGGGUCGGGGACUCGGAGGUUCACAUAACUUGUGUGUCCCGGCCCUACCUUAAGUUAGGUGGCACCAAGCUCUCACUUGUGCAGCCUGGAAACUACAGCGUGAAGGUCCGCGCCACCUCUUUGGCAGGAAACGGCUCCUUUACAGAUACCACUUACUUCUUCAUGCCUAACCCUGACCCAGGUUUGAUUUGGAUAGUCAUCGGCCCAGUCAUCUGCUUCAUCCUGCUGCUGUUCGUGGGAGGAGGAGUCUUUGUGAUCUUAAAGAAGAAGCAAACAGAGGGCCCAACAGGACCCCUUAUCGCCUCCUCAAACCCUGAGUACCUCAGUGCCAAUGACGUGUACGUUCCUGAUGAGUGGGAGGUCCCCCGAGAGAAGAUCCAGGUGCUCAGAGAGCUGGGUCAAGGCACCUUUGGCAUGGUGUACGAGGGCAUUGCCAAGGACAUAAUCAAAGGAGACCCUGAUACACACGUAGCCGUUAAGACGGUCAAUGAAUCAGCCAGCCUGCGUGAGAGGAUCGAGUUCCUCAACGAAGCCUCUGUGAUGAAGGCUUUCAGCUGUCACCAUGUGGUACGUCUGCUAGGUGUGGUUUCCAAAGGUCAGCCCAGCCUGGUGGUGAUGGAGCUGAUGACCCACGGUGACCUAAAGAGCUACCUGCGUAGUCUAAGGCCUGACUCUGAGAACAACCCGACAGGCCGUCCUCCUCCUACGCUGAAGGACAUGAUCCAGAUGGCAGCAGAGAUUGCAGACGGCAUGGCGUACCUCAAUGCCAAGAAGUUUGUGCACAGAGACCUGGCAGCCAGGAACUGCAUGGUGGCAGAAGACUAUACCGUCAAGAUUGGAGACUUUGGUAUGACCCGAGACAUUUACGAGACUGACUACUAUCGUAAAGGAGGGAAGGGUCUGCUCCCGGUCAGGUGGAUGGCUCCAGAGUCUCUGAAGGACGGAGUCUUCACUGCCCACUCUGACUGCUGGUCGUUUGGCGUUGUGCUGUGGGAGAUCAGUACGCUAGCAGAGCAGCCUUACCAGGGUUUAUCCAACGAACAGGUUCUAAAGUUUGUGAUGGAUGGAGGAUACUUAGACCGGCCGGAGAACUGCCCCGAGAGGAUGCACAGCCUAAUGCAGAUGUGCUGGCAGUACAACCCCAAGAUGCGACCGAUGUUCCACGAGAUCAUCGAGAUGCUGCGGGAGGACUUGCACCCGUCUUUCCAGGAGUUGUCCUUCUUCUACAGCGAGGAGAACAAAGUCCCAGAGACAGAGGAGUUUGAUCUAGACCUGGACAACAUGGAGAGCAUCCCUCUGGACCCGUCUUCUUACUCGCAGAGAGAGGAGAGCUUAGGCAGGGACAGCGGGCCCUCGGUGGCCCUAAGGGGGAACUAUGAGGAACAUGUCCCCUACACACACAUGAACGGUGGCAAGAAAAACGGACGAAUCUUAUCGUUGCCCAGAUCCAGCCCUUCCUAACAUUUCCUGUUUCCUAGAAGAACUUGUUAAACUUAUCCCCUUCCACUUCCCAUCCUUCUUUCUCUUCCAGUCCAUUUUUUUCUGUAUCCUUCAUGUUCCUCGCAUCAUUUUCUAAUGAUUGAUUAUUCUUAGAGAACCCGUCAAAAAACAACAACACAGAUCUCAGGACUUUUUAUUUUCUUUCUCACAGCUGCCGACACACAGGCAAGCAAGGGAUGCAAACAUGGUGUAACACUUUUUUUUACUUCCUCCACAACACAUCGGAUUUUCUAUUACAAUAUUACCAAUCUAUUGUUUUUCACUAAUGCCACGUUUCCAGGACUCCUUGUGAGGGAAACAUUUAAAGAAAAAGAAAAACUGUGAACACAACAAACCUUAGACAACCAAGAUGGCUGCUUAUGCUCAACCUCCUCAAGACUUGUCCCCUCUUUUUCUCCCCAUCAUCAAUCUGCAUUUCCACAUCUCUCUGCUUUGUGUUUGUUUCUCCAAGUGAAAUCUUGUUACUCAGAUAGUGGCCUUUUUGUACGUGGCCUAUAAACAAAGAUAAGUGUCUACAGCGCUUAUACUAAUUUCCUUUUUUGAACAAUGACUUAAUCAGUUUGGAACGGUGGGAUGACUUGCAAAGACUUGAUCCUAGAACAAACAUCUAUUCCUAGAGGAAUGUUUUCUUUUUCUUUUUUCCUUUUUUUUUGUUCUGCAGAAUUCCAAACUACACACAGAUUCAUCGGGUGUUUGGUGAAUAGGUUUUAAUUUAUUUGCUUUUAUUGUUGUUUUCUCUUUUCUUCUCUUCUUUCUCAGUUUUAUUUCUGUGUCCUCACUAUAUGGCUGAAGGAUAUUUAAACAGUUAAGAAUUGGACAAAGGAGUUCCUCAGACUGACCAAUAGCUGCUGCUUUGAUAUAUUUUAGUGGGUAUAGAAUAUAUAAAUAAAUAUAAUAUAUAUAGUAUAUAUGGAAUAUUGGUGUUUUAAGUACCAAUAUUUGAUAUAUAAUAUAUGACAUAUUGAUGUUUUGUAAAUAGUUUGUGCGUGUUGGCCAUAUUUGUAAUAUUUUUCAUCAGAAGCUUUGCUGGUAUUUUUGUUUUGCCAGUUUUUUGUUUUUUUCUUUCUGGUUUUCUAAAUUUUCGUAAUUUUAUAGCCCCAACAAUCACACUAAUCUACCAUCAGUGCUCUCUGUGUCUUAGGCCUCCAAAGCCCUCAGAUAUUGUCAACUGACUGCAUCCUUUUCUAUAAACCUCGGCCCCACUGAGAGCUUUCAGCAUUUGGAGGCACCUUAACUACAACAUCGACAGGAAGUUUAAAAAUGGAAUAACCAAAAAAAAGCUAUAUAAAAUGGGAAAGAGGUCUUUCUAGGUAGAAGUGCACCUGAUGAGUGUUAGUCUGCUGUCGCUCUCUCUCUCUUUCGCUCUCUCUCUCUCUCUCUCUGGUCGGGUCACGCGGGAGGUUUUUAUGUGUCUGUUAUUGCUGGUUUAUUGCGUCUUUCACGUGAUUGUUGUGAACUCUCAGAGAGGUUAGAGAGUGUGGAAAGCUUUGUCCUGGCCUGGUGAAUGUACUUUUGUGUGUUAGUGUAACAGUUAUGGCUUAUCAGUUGUGUGUGUGUGUGUGUGUGGGGGGGGGGGGGCUUAAUACCUAAGCCCUAAGCAAAGUGCAGGUGCAGUGGACAAUUUUCUCUUUAUUAUAAAAGCCUUCUUCAUUUAAAUCAGAGAGCAGUAGCGUUCCCUUCCCAUCUGACCUGUAAUCUACCUUUAAGAUGGUUGCUUUUCUUUGAUUUGACACAUAAUGUUCUCCUCUCCCUGUUAGAGCUCUCCUCUGCACCACACACACCUCCUGCACACUCUCCCCUACUCAGCUCUUCCCAUUGGCUGCUGAGCUCACUGCUCAAAAUCAGGCUGCUGGAAAUUUCCACGUUUUGUGGUCGAGGGGUGGAGAGAUGUAGAAAGGGCUGGAGAAAUAUACGGAAAAUUCCAACUGUGUUCAGUCCACAGCAGGUAGUGAAGUGAGAGAGAAAGGGGGACAUUCUCUCUCUCUGUGUCUCUAUCUUUCAGUGUGUCUGAGAGAGAGAGAGGGAGUGUGUGAGCAAUUGUUAAUCCUAUUAUUUUCUCUGCCAUCACAUGCAGUCAGGACACAGUGUGCAGCAGCUAUUUCACUCAGGUCUGACAUUACAGGGUUAUGUUGGAACUCCUUGUUCCUUCAUUUCCUCUGUUUUUUCGCCUGACUGCUCGUAAAGCUGAUGCCAUCAACACACACCAUCAGAGUCAGAAUAAACCCACAAAAGGCUUUGUUUUUUUCUUCUUCAAUCUUUAGUUUGUCCCUCCCUCUGGGAAUGAGAAACAUUCCUGUUAUCUGUACCCUUACUCAUUGUCCUCAGUCUUAUUUUGACAAUGACAAAGGUCCUUCAUUCAGAGUCACACAGCAGAUAUUCUCCUCUCACUGUCUAACCACAGCAUUCAAUGACGUGGGAAGUGAAAUAUGGCAUAUGACAUGUAGAGAUGAACCUUUUUAUUUUAUUUUAUUUUUUCCAUUUCUGGACUCACAGAACCAUGAGGUUGCCAAUCUAUCCGAGCAGCGCUCAGCAUGUAUAGUUUAGCCAAAAUUAGGGCAGCUUUCUGUCAACAAGGAGAAUCCACAGAAUCAGAGAAAGCAGAGAAGCUGCCUCCAUACUAUAACAGUGCCUUCUCCAACCCAGAGCCACGUCCAGACUAGCUGCAUUGGCUAGUAAAACACACGCACACACACAAACAUAGAAAGGCCUCUAUGCUCUCUCUGUAUUUUUUUCUCAAGGCAAGAGACACAAAAUAAAAUCCAAGCUGCAUCUGCAUUUGUGUUUGUAGGGUGUGUCCCUCGCUGUAAGAGAAGUCAUCCCUGUUGGCUGUAUUGGUUGAUUUUCUUCUUUAACUUUUUUUUAAAUUUUUUUAUCUGGGCUUGUUUGCCAGCGUAAGGUUUGAACGUUUAUGUUCUCCCUGUGCUCGUGCAGUGACACUGCAGAGCGGCCAGAGUCUGAGCUGUUGGCACUUAGAGGCGCCUGAGGUUAUGAUGUAGAUUUUAAGCUAAUUAUUCCAAGGAGUUACAAUCUUUGGGCUUUUGUACUUUGUAAAUAAUCUGUGACAUAGUUUGGAAAAUAAAAGCAGAAAAAAAGAUUUAUAGAAAAAAAAAAAAAGAAGAAAUGACGAUGCCCGUCAGUUUGCAUACAUGACAGAAAAAUGGUGUAACUUAGCUGUGUCAAACUUUCAUACGAUAUACUUAGUCUCGAUCUUAAAAGUACACUGUUUUAGUACGCCUUCAAUCUUCCAGUCAAACUCACUACAUAGUCAACGUAGACUCAGUAUUUAGUAUGGAAAUAGGACACAGCUCUCGUCUCCACCUCGACCUAGGUUGCUUAUCUUGUGGUGGUCUUCACACGCAUAUGCAAUUUUUAAUUACGAUGGUGCCCAUAUCUUUGAAAUACCAGAUAUUUAUUUUAUUAUGAUCAUUGUCAUUGUGUAAGAAAAACACAGUUAGCUUUUUAGUCACGCAUUUUUAAGGUGUUUUGAGAGUGAAGCGAUGUAAACGUUUGUUAUUGUACAGGUGUAGUAGCUGGUGGGUGAGCAGCAGGAGUGCUAGUUAGUCCAUUUCUUAGUUUUGAAAUGUUGUUGUCUUUGUGUUUGGCCAGAGUCUACCUCAGUGCAUAUGGAGGAAUCAGUCUAAAGAGCCUAAAUAUUCCCCCAGUCAGUCACUUAAUAUAUCCCUUCAUGACAAAUAUCACCUUAUCAAACAUUACCAACACUGCUGAUCAAUUCCUUUCACCUGUGGUAUCAUCUAAACCCCUCCUUCCUCCUUGUUUCAGUCGUUUUUUCUUCAUCUUUUGCCCCAGAGGGAAGCUUUCUAUGACCCCUGGAAGAAGUGGAAAUUAUUUGGAGCAAGACUCCUAAAAUUUGGUUUGCUUCUGUUUGAAAUGGCUUGAUUUUUAAAGCUCAUUUCCUGUCAGAUGUGACCGAUUUCUGAAACAACUUUCAGGAUACACAAUCAGUAUCCCUCUCGUUAUCUGGUUUGUUGGUUGUUGGUUGGUCGGAUGUUUUUACUGCUGACAAAUAGCCCUCUAACAGGGAUACCUUAAACCUUAUCAUUUUUAGCCCUGGCCCUUAUAAUAUUAUGAAUAAUACAUUAGUAGAGAAAUUGGGCAGUAAAUUGACUUCCUCUACAAAGUUUAUUUGUAUUGUUUAUAAAAUGACUCACAAGAGGCUUCCCCCCUGGGCACUGGAAGAAGCAGAGUAGCUUGAGGCUUUGUAUUCCCCUUCUCCAAAUACACGAUUGUGCUUUAAGUGUAGCGGUUCAACUGUAUUUCUGGCAUGAGUAUCCUUACUCUCACUGCAUAUCUGUGAUCACUGAGUUUUUUUUAUAUCACAUCAAAACUGAACCUGUUGUCUUGCAGAAAGCCUCGACUCCUCUUCUAAACAGUUAGGGUUCAAUUCCCACGUCUCCUCCAGUCCUUGUUGGUUUUGUUUGUUUAGUCUGUUUCUCUGUUCUGAUUUUUGUUUUGUAUAUAUAUUUCUUCUACUGUGAAUAUCAAGAGAUGACCUUUAUUUUCUGUCAAUGCCAUGGGUUGGUUCUGUUUUGGCUGAUCAGACUUCCCCACCCUCUCACUGUCCCUCUCUCCCCUGGAGAGGGAGAGGGAAAAGAAAAAGCUGAACUGGGACAAUCCUGUGUGCCAUAUUAACUUUUAACAGACAUGAAAUCUAAAUUGUAACUUCUUGUCUCAUGGGGGCAGCCUGAGUCUUUUUUUUUUGGAGGAUGAGGAGGAAGAAGAUAUCUACUUACCUUUGACCUUCUCUGACUGAAACGGAAAUUCUCCAGCAUCCUUGCAAGAGCAAAACAAAGAUCCCUAUUUCCAAAAAUAUCUAAAAUCUUUUUGCCCCAAUGAGAUCAUUUCCUUUCCCUGACUCUGAUUUGAUUGUGGUCUGGACUGCUCUCUAGAGGUUGGAUGGGAGCAUAGCAGGUUCAGGGGUGGCAAAGCAAACAGGGCCUCCCAUGACCCAUAGUGCCUUGCUCAGACUUAACAGCCCCCCUGACUCCCCUCCCGCCCAGAGCAGAACAGCCGCUGACUGGCAUGUCUCCACCAAUCGUUGAAGAGGAUUUUCCUCCUCCUGACAUGAAAAGGAAAAAAACAAAAAUAUUUUAAGUAUUCUGCAGGUAAAAUUAUCAACCUGCUCGGUGGGAAAAUACUGUAAAUUGGGUGAUAGGACCGAUGUUUUCUCCAAUAGAGAAGUGUUGAACUUGUGUCUCUUCUUUGGUAAGCUCUAGCUUGCUUUGUGCAUGGAAAUGAAUGAUCUUUACCAGCAGGUAGCUUGAUUAUUUCAUGCUUACUGAUUUUGCUUCUCAUCAGUCUUUGUUGACAGCAGCGAUGCCCCAAAGCACAUGCACAAACUCCAUGAUUAGAAUACUUGCAUUAAAAUUGGGUAUUUCUAUUUGAAAUGCUUUCAGUUUUUCUGCGAUUAGAUUCAUAAGCUCUUCACUGAAAAAAAAAAAAGUAAAGAGACCCCCUUUUGCCCCCUGGAAAACAAAAGCACUUGACUUUAGGGAAGUUUGGGCUCAUUUUGUUCACCUCUGAUGACCUAAUAAGUGGUUGGACAGAGCAUGCUUGUAGGGAAAGCGCAGGGUGCGGACAAAGCAUUGUAUGUAUUAUUGUUUUGUUUUAAAGAAAAGAAAAAAGUAUUACAUUUUAGAGAUGUUGAUUUCUAUUUUUUUUUUUUUGCCAAAGUAUGGAGGGCAAAUCCAAUUACUUUAUCUGACUGUACUUUUAUUACUCUUGUACGUUAUGAAUUUAACAUUGUUAUCGAUGUGUAUAUAACUUUUUUUUUUUUUAAUUUUAAAGAUGGAUGUUUUUGUUUCGUUUUGUCGUUGUUCUCGUAUCACAACCCACUACACAGAGAAGCAGUGGAGUCUGCCCGUGUCUUUAACAGGAGCUGCACAGCUGCAUUCUGAGGGCUUACUUCUGUUGAAAGAAGGCGUUAACAGUAUGUGGCCCUGAAUCACUCAAAAUCAACCCCAGCUCUGAUGCAUGUUCCAAAUGUUGGUCGUUCAGCAGGAAGUUGUGCAUUUACCCCAACCGCCCCGCUACAGCAGCAUGUCACCCGAAAAGCCUUUUAUCAUGUCACAGAUAUGUCACCCAUCACAGAUGUUGUUAUAUGAAAUUGUUUCUGACAAAAGAUGUGUUUUUGUUUGCAAAUGUGUUUUUAUUUUGUAUGUGAAAACUGGAAAGACCACUGCACAUCCUUUUUGAAGAAGAGGAAACAUUAGUGAUAAAACCCUUAAUAAGCUAAAAAAAAAAAAAAAAAAAGAAUAUUUCAAUGAUGAUCAACAACCGUAUGUCUUUAGGUUUAGGCUGUAAAGUUGGAGAUGUUUCAGGAUGAGGGUGAGACAUUUUGGAAAAUAUGCUUACCGGUAUUUGUUUUCUUGCUCAGAGGUAAAAAAAAAAAUUUUUAAAAAAGAGGACAUUGAAAAUAAGUGGCAGCCUCUCAUUAGCUUUAGCUUUGAAUAAAAAGACAGAAACUGAGAGUGUGGCUCUGACAAAAAGUUCUAAAAUCUCUCUACCAGAUUCCGUAGUGUUAUGGUGACUGGAAAGUUAACAUGUGAAAACUCCUAAAUGUAAGAAAAAAACGUUUUGAAAUUGCCAGACAAUUGGUCAAAUAAUGUCAUUGUAGUUGUGUGUUUAAUCUAAAGGGCCUAAACAAUAAUAAGGUGAAACAAGUGUAUAAGUUAGUCCAGAAAUGUUUCCAGGAAAUCGUUAAUACUUUUGGAAAGAGACAGGCUAGCAGUUUCCCCUUAUGCUAAGCUAAGAGUCAGCUAGUUGAGACAUUAAUGUGACUGACAUACGAGCAAUCCAACUUAAUUCCGAAACUGUUCCUUCUAAAGGCUCAGCGUAAAGGUGAUCCACCUUCAGGUUAAGAUUGAAGUGAGUGCUGUCUGUCAGAAGUGUAAUGAUGACCUGUUGGAUUUUGUCUUAUCAAUUAGGGAGAGAUCAACCGUUGACAGACAGUCUGAGGAAAAGCAACCUCUUCUUCAGUUUUAGGAGUCAUCUGUCAGUCCAGUGGUCUGCUCCAGUUUACACACAGAUACCUUCUAUUUAUCUCUGUCCUGUUCCCUGUGCUGUGUGUUGUUGAAUUCUAUGGAGUCCUGUCUGUGUUGUCCUUGGUUGAAGUCUUUAUCACAGCUUUCUUGUCUCUGAUUGCUGCUCCUCCUCCUCCUCCUCCUCCUCCUCCUCCUCCUCCUCCUCCUCCUCCUUUCUGUGUCCUCUUUCUCUCCUCAGUGCACAUAGGUGGUCCCCAGAAUGCUGUGUGUAGUCUUGCAGGAUACCUCUUUAUAAAUGUCAUUUAUUGCCGAUGAAUAUGCUGAUGUAUUAAUUUUUUUUGGAAUAUGUUAUGUAUACAUUAUGUUGAGACAUCGAUGCGUAUGCAGACAGCAGGUGUAUAUGUGUGUAUGUACAGUCCAAAACCCGCAACCCGCAGAGAUCGCUUCAUCCCUCACACUGGAUCCAAAUGUGCCAUUAUCUUUAUGUAUAUCAACAUAUUGAACACACAUACACACACACACACACACACAGAGAGACAGAAAUACAUGCAUAUUGUACAGGAUCAAAAAUGUGCCAUGACUAAAUGAACGCUUGACAAUUUAUUUUUUCUAUGUUUUCAAAGGAGAGCCAAGUAGUGACAUGUACAGAAAAUGUUGCAAUGAUAUGAAAAUAAAAUCUUGCUGUGUGUAAAUUAUUCAACAAUUAACUGUUUAUAUUAAAAUUAUGAAUAAAAUUAUUGGAGAAUA
Labrus bergylta (ballan wrasse) is the source of this 11110-nucleotide messenger RNA. NCBI's taxonomy places the organism in Eukaryota, Metazoa, Chordata, Actinopteri, Labriformes, Labridae. The record is from RefSeq and is a predicted model, not a curated record.